Sporothrix schenckii 1099-18 is the source of this 2445-nucleotide messenger RNA. RefSeq lists its product as uncharacterized. The transcript has a single exon. Lineage: Eukaryota; Fungi; Ascomycota; Sordariomycetes; Ophiostomatales; Ophiostomataceae. The record is from RefSeq and is a predicted model, not a curated record. Gene Ontology annotation, molecular function: protein binding. The coding region runs from base 1 to 2445 and encodes 814 amino acids.
AUGAUCUCCACCGAUGCCCUCUACAAGGACGGAACUGGCAUGCGCCUCGACGACAGCGACACGCGCUACUUCCUCGACGACGGCAGCAGCCGCCGUGACCGCGCCGCGUUCUUCACCUUCUGGAGCAGUGUGAGCUUGGCCAAGGCGGCAAAGAGGCACCGGGGCAAGGACAAGAAAAAGAAGCAGCCACAUCACGAGAAGCACACCACGAAGGACAAGGGCAAGGGCAAGAGCAAGCAAAGAAUCGAGGCAUCCAAAGAUGGCACGGAAUCACCCGCCGGCAAAGAAGACCUUGUUGCCGCCAUUGACCGAAAAGACUACUUGACCAUCGUCACGCUGCUCAUGUCGGACAUGAGCCUCAAUGACAUGCUUGAGGACGGCACCUUUGUGCUGUCGCACGCCGUCGACGACGACAACGCCGCCCUCGUGUCCAUGCUCGCCAUCUGCGGCGCCGACCCCAAUGUGCGGCACCGAAGCGGCAACACGCCGCUGCAUUUCGCCAGCAACACCGACUGCGUCGCCUCGGCCCUGGUCCUUCUCGAAAUCGGCGCCAAGGUUGAUGUCCGUGAUGCGCAGGGCCUGACGCCGCUGCACAUCGCCUGCCGUGAGCGCCACGUGUCGAUUGUCCUGCAUCUGCUUGCCCACGGCGCCAAUCCAAAUGUCUGCGACGACCGCGGCGUGACGCCCCUCGGCUACGCCCUCAUGCACCCCAAACGGCCGACCCUGCCACGCGAGCUCGUGACCACCCUGCUGACGUACGGAGCCCGCGCCACGGGCCGCGACCUUGUUUUGUCCCCCUUUGUUGAGUCCAUUUUUCGCUACGACUCGACACUCAUGGGGCGCUACUUGCGCAAGACCCCCGAGGUCGUUGAUGCCGAGAUGGCCGUGGCCACAGCGGGCCCGGACGAUGGCAUCGUGCGUCUGCGUCCGCUGUACGCCGCCCUCCUCGUGGGCAACAUCUUUGCCAUCGACCUCUUGCUGCGACGGGGCGCCGACAUCCAUCAUGUCACUGCUGCGUUUGACAAGACCACCACGUACCUCGAUCUUGCCGUCCAGAGCGACUCCACCGCCAUCGUGUCCCGCCUGCUGCUCGCCAACGCCGACCCCAAUGUCGCCGCCGCCAACGGCCGCACACCGCUGCACGCGGCCGCGUCUGCCGCCCACGGUGAACUCGAGGUCGUCGCACUGCUCCUGCGCCACGGCGCCGACGUCCACGCCCGCACCACCGACCGCCACAGCCAGGCCCUGCACAUGGCCGUGCGCGCCGGCCGUGCCGACAUGUGUUUCCACCUGAUGAAAAGUGGCGCCCAGGUGAAUGCCCCGCUGCGCAGCGGCGUCACCCCUGUCAUGUUGGCUGUCUACUUCAACAACCAGUCGAUGCUGCGCUUCCUCAUGAGCAAAGGCGGCGAUGUCCGCUACAAGACGCCGCAGUACGGCGAGACGGCCAUGCACACCGCCAGCCGCGUGGGCGAUAUCGCGCUGGCCAUGCUCCUGCUACAGCAUGGUCUGUCAGUGAAUGCAGUCCACCCGUUUCAAUCAGAGGCAGGUACGGACGACGAUGGCGCAGACAGACAUCAAGACAGCGACGACGACAGUGGCGACGACAGCGACGUGACGGACAAGGGCACAGCCAAAAUCAAGGACAAGGGCAAGGACAAGGCCAAGGCCAAGACAGCGUCGCCGUCCAAACGGUCGCGCUCACGCUCGGGCUACGCCCCGAUCCACGCGGCCGCCUCGCGCGGGCACCUGGACAUGGUCCGCUGGCUGCUCGCCAACGGCGCCGAUCCCACCGCACGCAUUGGCCGCAUUGCCGCGCGCGUGUGUCUGGGCGACGACGACGAGGCCAAGCGACAGGCCGAGCGCAAAGAACGCGAGGGCGAGGGCGAGGUCGCGCCAGGGCGGCCGUUGGGGCAUGCCAAGCACGACAAGGUCGAUGGCGCAGCGGAUCAAGGUCACAAGGACCGCGUUGACAACACGGCUGACCACAACACUGCCGACCACGACGCAACCGUCUCUCUCGACGCUACCUCCGACGACGACGACAAGGAGGACCCCGGUGCGACACCCGUCGAGAUUGCCCGCGCCUUUGGCCACGAACGGACGGCGGGUGUCAUUGAGGAUGCCAUUCUUGCCGCGUCGCCCCAAUACAAGGAGUUCGUGUCCAAGCGACGAUCAUCCACGUCGUCGCUGUCGUCAGAGGACGCACCUCCGGACGCUCGCAGCCCUCCUCCCAAGAACAAAUCGUCUUCGCAGAACAGCUUCGAACCGGAGUACGACAGCGCCGACGAAGGCGAUGCCCUGGCGGGCGAGCUGGGCAAGGGCAAGAUGAAGGCGCAGGUGCCCGCGACUCCUCCGCCGGAGACGUCUGCCGGUGAUGGUGACGAACAUGACGACGACGACGACGUUGCCGACCCGGAGCCGGCUGAUUGGGCUUCGGCUUGGUGA